This is a messenger RNA of Anisakis simplex (herring worm), 1749 nucleotides long. The record is from the annotation of a GenBank genome assembly. NCBI's taxonomy places the organism in Eukaryota, Metazoa, Nematoda, Chromadorea, Rhabditida, Anisakidae.
AUGGAGAAUAUUCCUGAAAAUUCUGGCAAACAAAAGAUAGAGACAAUUACCGAGGAGACAAUUAAUUUUAUUGAUGGUCAAGAAGACGACCAUGUUGAGUUACACGAGGAAAAUGCAGAAGUAGAUGGCGGCACCCCCGGGGAAACCACUGGAGCCGCCGGUGCCUCGGAGGAGACGGCGGGGGCCGUUGGGGAGCCUGGAGAGACCACCGAGACCGAGCAGGCUCUUGGAGAGGCUAUCGAGGCUGCUGUGGCCCUUGGCGAGGCCAUCGGAGCUGCCGGAGCGUCUGAGGAGGCAACUGCGGCCUCCGGAGCUCCACAACUUCCCGAGCUACCCCGGGUUGAAGGUUUACCCUACCGCCCGUUGGAUGAGCUGAGUUUGAGGGUGUCGGAGCCUGGAGCGGCGCAGACGGCUCCGGUAGAGCCACAACGCACUCCGGAUGCGCUUUAUACGUCGUAUGAUGAAGGUUUGGGCUUGACCGCUGGAGGUCAUGGCCUGAUAUCAGCGGAUCUAAUGCAUCCAGGUGAUCUGUCAACGUCAUCGUAUUCGAUCGCCGAAACCACGAUGAUAGAUUCGAGUUCGCUGCUGAGGAUGGCAUCGGCUCCGAUGAGGAGUCGACAGUUCGAGAGCAGUAUGGAGAAGACGAAUGAGGAGCUGAAUAGUUUUAAGAGGAGGAUUGACGCAAACACUGAGGAACAGAGGGAACACGCCGACCUGAUGGCCGAUCUGCAACGGAAGAUCGAAGACUAUAGACGUCGUAUCGCGGCGAUUGAAAACCAGCAGAUAGUGUCGAAACCAGAGGAGAGUAUUACGUUUAAUAUUAAAGAGGCGACCGGCCCGGAGGAUAUUUUUGGCAGCGAUUUUAAAAUGACUCAAGAGGUGGGCUUGGACACUUCAUCCGUAAUGCUGGAAGAGGAACGGAGGAGAAAUAAUGAAUUACGACUACAAAUCGCACGUCAAAAGAUGGAGUUGGAUAUGCUCAGGCAGCAGUUCGAAAUGAAUAUUAGAGAUAAGGAUAAAGCCUUUCAAAUGAGAGAGCAGAAUCUAGCGCAGUAUCUAUCAGAAGAGCAGCAGAAAAUGCUAUCGUUAUGGGAUGAGCUGCAGCGGAUUCGCGCCGAAUUCGCCCAAUAUCGCGAGGAGACCGAACGCGAUCUGGAGUCGCAACGCAACGAGUUCGUGAGGGUAUCGAAGGGUGUUGGGGGCAUCGUGCGAAAAUUGAGUCUAAAUGCGUUUAAUGUGGUGGACGGUGGAGGCAAAGACAAUGAAUUAAUAGAAGCCCUAAAACGUUUCCAAGAGCAGAUUGCCUCACCACGCGAUCAGAAUAAAGUAUCUGAUGAGCAUGAUACACUGAUGAAAAAGUAUGAGCAAGCAAUCGAACGUAUUGUUGAGUUGGAAUCUCAUGACGAUGGCAGUUCGGCGAGACUGACCCUUCUCGAGGCUGAGUUAAAGCGUACGAAACAGAAAUUGAGCGAUAGUCAGAAUGCGCUGCGUAUUGUGCAGAAUAUGGCGAAGGAGGCAGAGGCAAAAUCGGGACAGAAAAGGAGACCGCGUCCAACGGCUCUACAACCCAACGAAGUGGUACGAAGUGUACGCUGCACACUAAGAGGUUACGAAGGUGAUUUGCAACAAUUGCAGCGAAAUUUCAAAAAUUCUGAGCUGCAGUUGGAAGAACUGAGCAGACGUUACGAGAACGUUGAAGAUAUGCGAAAACGUCUCGAGAAGCAGUUAGCGGACACGAAAAAAGAGCUG